AUGUCGGUGCGCACCUCAGCCGGGCUGUCGCCCUGCUUCCAGGCCGUGACAGGCCUGAAGCAGGGCUGCCCCCUCAGCCCCACCCUCUUUGGCCUCUACAUCGACGACCUGGAGGAGGAGCUGAUGGCGGCGGCGCGGCGUGGCGAGCAGCUCGACCUCCCCAGCGCCAAUCCAAGCCAAUUCCUUCGGGAACGCCUAUUAGAAUCGCCAAGGCUUCGGCACAGGCCUCCCCGGGACCCAUUCACUACUAGUGGGGGCGGCGGCGCCGCGGUGCCGCCGCUGCUGUACGCCGACGACAUGGUCCUGCUGGCCACCUCAGCGGCCGGGCUGCAGCGGCAGCUAAACCUGCUCCAGCAGUACUGCCGGCAGUGGGGGCUCACUGUCAACAUCGACAAGACCAAGCUCAUGCUGCUCAGUGGGCGGCGGACCCAGCACGCGGCGCAGCAGACAGCAGAGGCAGCAGGCCUCACCUUCGCCGGCCAGCAGCUGGCGGCAGUCACCAGCUUCAAGUAUCUCGGCAUCGCCUUUCACUCCAGCACCUGCCUGGCAGGGGCAGCAGCGCCAGCCCGGGCACAGCUGGCGCGCCUGGCUAUGCACAACUGCCGGACCCGCUGCGCAGGGGUGGGCAUCGAGGCGGCGCCCGUCUAG
Chlorella variabilis is the source of this 648-nucleotide messenger RNA. RefSeq lists its product as hypothetical. NCBI's taxonomy places the organism in Eukaryota, Viridiplantae, Chlorophyta, Trebouxiophyceae, Chlorellales, Chlorellaceae. The record is from RefSeq and is a predicted model, not a curated record. The transcript has 2 exons. The coding region runs from base 1 to 648 and encodes 215 amino acids.